Molecule: messenger RNA, 2099 nt
Organism: Eublepharis macularius
Lineage: Eukaryota; Metazoa; Chordata; Lepidosauria; Squamata; Eublepharidae
Gene: KCNF1
Product: potassium voltage-gated channel modifier subfamily F member 1
Exons: 2
Coding region: 564-2075 (503 amino acids)
Biological process (GO): protein homooligomerization; potassium ion transmembrane transport
Cellular component (GO): membrane; voltage-gated potassium channel complex
Molecular function (GO): voltage-gated potassium channel activity
Source: RefSeq, a predicted model, not a curated record
UCGUUGCAAGAACAAGCCAGUCCAAAACUCCAGGAGAUCUUUGUAUUUGAAGAAACUCCACAGAUUUCCCUGGUCAGCCUCUGAAGCCAAGAUAUCUCAAGAAGCGUCUACCUUUUCUACCAACUCCUCAGAACUGUCUGUUAAUGCACUUUUCAUUAUUUAAAGGAUUUAUGGAGUAUCCAAGAGUCUCUGAUAAUGAAUAAACAGAGAACCUGAAAACAAUUGCAAGCACUGGGGUGAGUCUCUUUACGUGUUUCCCCCCCCAUUUUUUGCUUUGUCCAAAUCUGUUGGAGGCGCAGCUUUCCUGUCAAACCACCCUGCUCAUGCUUCCAGACAGCCAGAUGCCUCCUCUCUUUGCUGCAGCUUGUGGCAUAUUUCACAUGGCUUCACAGCCUGCAGAUUUGCUUCUGUAACCCUUUUCUAAUACUGCUCAAAGUCUUCUCAGUGAAAAUUCGUUCGCAUUCAGCUGAUUUGAUUUUCAAUUGCUCUUGCAAAGCUGCUUCGUAUAAAAAUUUUGUGCGUGGACGAAAGGCUGUUAGAAAUAAGGCUGCAAUAAAAUUAAAAUGGCAGAUGAUGUUAGUUUCCAAUAUAUGGACAGUGAUGGAUCAGAAAGCAGUGAAGAAAUAGAGAUUAUAGUCAAUGUUGGAGGGGUAAGACAAGUGCUAUACAGUGAUCAUCUAAGCCAGUACCCAAAUACUAGACUGGCGGAGCUGAUGAACUGCUUGCCAGGGGGAUAUGACACUAUUUUCUCUCUUUGUGAUGACUAUGAUCCGGGGGAAAGAGAAUUUUACUUUGACCGGGAUCCGGAUGCUUUCAAAUGCAUUGUUGAUGUGUAUUACUUUGGGGAGGUUCAUAUGAAGAAAGGAAUAUGUCCUAUUUGUUUCAAGAAUGAAAUGGAAUUUUGGAAAGUGGAUCUUAAAUUUUUGGAUGACUGCUGCAAAACUCAUCUCAGUGAAAAGAAGGAGGAACUCGAAGAGAUAGCCCGCAGGGUCCAGCUGAUUUUGGACGACUUGGGCGUGGACAGCUCUGAAAACCGCUGGAAAAAAUGCCAAAAAUGUAUUUGGAAAUUCAUGGAAAAACCAGAAUCUUCGUACCCGGCUCGAGUCACAGCGGUCCUGUCUUUUUUAUUCAUCCUAACCUCCUCAGUAGUGAUGUGUGUGGGGACCAUCCCAGAAUUGCAGGUGGUGGACUCUGAAGGAAAAGCUGUGGAGCACCCAGUCCUGGAUAAGAUCGAGACAGCUUGUAUCGGCUGGUUUACCCUUGAGUAUAUACUGAGGCUCAUCUCCUCUCCUAACAAACUACAUUUUGCUCUUUCUUUCAUGAACAUCAUUGACAUUUUUGCAAUACUUCCCUUCUACGUUAGCCUGAUCUUGACUCACUUGGGUACCAAAUUGAUGGAGUUAACCAACGUGCAGCAAGCUGUCCAAGCACUCCGAAUAAUGAGGAUUGCAAGGAUUUUCAAACUAGCACGCCAUUCUUCGGGUCUACAGACUUUAACCUACGCUCUUAAGAGGAGCUUUAAGGAACUGGGGCUUCUGCUGAUGUACUUAGCUGUUGGGAUUUUCGUGUUUUCUGCCCUUGGUUAUACAAUGGAGCAAAAUCAUCCCGAGACGUUGUUUAAGAGCAUCCCUCAGUCUUUUUGGUGGGCAAUAAUAACCAUGACUACUGUUGGCUAUGGGGACAUCUAUCCAAAGACCACACUGGGGAAACUCAACGCUGCCAUCAGUUUCCUUUGUGGGGUAAUAGCCAUUGCACUGCCAAUCCACCCCAUCAUAAAUAACUUUGUCAGGUAUUAUAACAAGCAGAGAGUUCUAGAGACAGCAGCCAAGCAUGAACUGGAACUGAUGGAGCUAUAUGCUGGAGAUGGGAAAGGUGGAAGUCCCAAAGCUGAACCGGCGUCUCUUUCAAGAAAAGGAGAUCUUCGGAGGAACAGCCGACUCAAAGUCUCUUACAGUGAUACAUUCAUUCACCUCCUGUCAGAUGAUAAACACCGCCGAACGAGGCUUCAGAGCUGUAAGAAUUGUCUUCUUUGUGACUCCUAUCAGACAUCUGCACAAGAGGAUCUUAAGACUUGACGAACUCGCUGGAAAUUGUUUGGA